Thlaspi arvense is the source of this 2218-nucleotide messenger RNA. NCBI's taxonomy places the organism in Eukaryota, Viridiplantae, Streptophyta, Magnoliopsida, Brassicales, Brassicaceae. The record is from the annotation of a GenBank genome assembly.
UGUGAAUGUGUUAAGGGAAAUAGAUAUAAUUCCAAAAAUAAAUAAACAAAUAGUAAAAUGUUAGAAAGCGGAAAUAAAAAUCAAUAAUUUAGGGUUUGAAGUCCACAGGCUGGAUUGGAUGGAGGUUGAACGGAUUCCAACUCUACGCUGAUCUAAAAAAUCUUGAGAGAGAAAGAGAGAAACUAUAAUUAAAGAUUCCAUUUAAUUUCUUCAAAUUUUUCUUCUUUUCGACUUGCUUUGCUGUGAAACCCAUCUCCAUAAGUUUUCUCCUUUCUAAGGAAAGGAAGAAGAAGGUGGAAGGCUUAUCAAAACCCUCAUCACAAAAUCCAAUUAACUGCUCUCUCCCCGAAAAUUUCUCUCGAGGGUUUUUUUUUUGCUUCGUUACUACGGUUACAUUGUUGUCUUCCUCCUUCAUUUCAAGGGUUCCUCUUUCUGCUCUGUGAUCCACUGAUCCUUCAAUUUCAGCAGCCUCUUGAUACCUUUGAAGCAAUUUGAACUUUUGUUUUCCAGAUCCGUCUUAGCUCUUGUUUGAGAAUGGCGGAUUUGAUACCGUUCUACCUCAAUAUCGUGGCAUUUCUAUGUACUGCUGGAGCCAUUGCUUUGGCAAUCUUUCAUAUCUACAGGCACCUCUUGAAUUACACGGAGCCAACUUAUCAGAGAUAUAUCGUACGCAUCGUUUUCAUGGUCCCGGUUUAUGCCUUCAUGUCAUUCUUGUCUCUUGUGCUACCAAAACGCUCGAUAUAUUUUGAUUCCAUACGAGAAGUUUAUGAAGCAUGGGUCAUUUACAAUUUCCUAUCACUGUGUUUGGCAUGGGUUGGAGGUCCAGGGUCUGUAGUGCUAAGUUUAAGCGGCCGCUCUCUAAAGCCAUCUUGGUCUCUCAUGACAUGUUGCUUUCCGCCAUUAACAUUGGACGGGCGUUUUAUUCGGCGAUGCAAGCAAGGUUGUCUGCAGUUUGUAAUUUUGAAGCCUAUCCUAGUUGCUGUCACACUUGUUCUUUAUGCGAAAGGGAAAUACAAGGAUGGGAAUUUUAACCCUGAUCAAGCAUAUCUCUAUCUUACUAUCAUCUAUACCAUAUCCUACACAGUGGCCUUGUACGCACUUGUGCUGUUUUACAUGGCAUGCAGAGAUCUGCUCCAGCCAUUCAAUCCAGUCCCAAAGUUUGUGAUCAUCAAGUCUGUGGUCUUUCUAACAUAUUGGCAGGGUGUUCUAGUUUUUCUUGCUGCAAAAUCUGGAUUCAUAAAGGGCGCAGAGGAAGCGGCUCAUUUUCAGAAUUUUAUAAUAUGUGUCGAGAUGCUUAUUGCUGCCGCAUGCCAUUUCUAUGCUUUCCCAUACAAGGAGUAUGCCGGUGCCAAUGUUGGUGGAUCUGGCAGUUUCUCAGGGAGCCUGUCACAUGCUGUCAAACUAAAUGACUUCUAUCAUGACACUGUUCAUCAGUUUGCUCCUACUUAUCACGAUUAUGUGCUCUAUAACCAUAACGAUGGUGGUGACGAGGGGACAAAGAAGUACCGGUCGAGGACUUUUGUGCCAACUGGCCAAGAGAUGGAUGCAAUGAGAAAGAACAAACCCGUGUAUGCAAACAAGAUAGAUGGCGUUUCGGUCUCAAGUAGUCUAUCUUCAGGGGCAAGCUCGCCGAAAAGCUCUAGCGUAACUUCUGAUCCUGCACGCUCUGAUGCUGCGAAAUCUUCCUUGCUUGUGAAUGCCUCGGAUUCUCUUGAUACAAUGUAUGAUAUGUCGCUCAUUGACAUUGAUAUAUCUAGUUUCCCCAGCAACGUCCCCUCUGCAAAUGAAAGUGGACCUAGAUAGGAGCAGAAAGAACAAAAAAGAAGAUGUAGAAAGCACCAUUUAAAAGGACAAGAUGUGCUCCUAAUAGCUGGAUUCAGAUGAAUCUUCUCAGGUGUGUUCUUAGUCGGAAGAUGUUAGUAGGAGACUUGAGGAUAAAUGAAAAAGCUUUUAUACCAAUUUGCCUUCAUAGCUUUAUAUGGAACUUCUCCUUAAUUGCUUCUCGAGCUUGUGAAUUGCUUUGCAGCGCGAGAAACAUUCUUGGAAUACAUGUAAUUAGAUAAGUUGCAAGAGUGUUUUAGUGUUUACAUAUCGAGUGUUCUUGGCAUCACUUUCUCAAGUUUGAGAACAUAUAUAAUAAACAAAGCCCUUAAGACUCUUAAUGGCUAAAGCUAAGGAUGAGAUGUUGAGCUUGUGUGCCUAACACUAUUGUUUUACC